AAAGAUUCAACUUCAAAAAAUUAAAGGCCCAGUACAAUGAACGCUCGUAUCUGAGAGAGAAAGCUCAUUCCUGAGAGAGAGAACAGAGCGAAAUUAAAGACACUACUACUGAGAAAGAAAAUAAAAAAAGGAAAAGAUGGUUAGAACCCCUUGCUGUGAUAAAAGUGGACUGAAAAAAGGUACAUGGACACCCGAGGAAGAUAGGAAAUUAAUAGCUUAUGUCUCCAGGUAUGGUUGCUGGAAUUGGCGCCAACUACCCAGGUUUGCGGGUCUACAGAGGUGUGGGAAAAGUUGCAGAUUGCGGUGGAUGAAUUAUCUUAGACCGAAUAUAAAAAGAGGAAACUAUACAAAAGAAGAAGAGGAAACUAUUAUCAGAUUGCAUCAAUCUCUGGGAAACAGAUGGUCUGCAAUUGCGGCACAGCUACCGGGAAGGACAGACAACGAAGUUAAAAAUCACUGGCAUACAAACCUCAAGAAACGCGUGCAACACAACUACGUGACACACGGAUUAGAAAUAUAUUCCAAUAAUUCAUCCAACGAUUACAAUAUUCCAUCCCAAGAAAAAACCAAGAAUAAUACAAUCUCGGAACACAAUAAUAGUGCUCUGGAAGAUCAAGCGGCUCUGCAAAUCCUUGAGAGCUCUACACUGUCCCCGGGACAGACAUAUUCUUCAAGUGAUGAAGUCUCAACCAUUAGCACGGAUACUACUUUCACUGAAACCAGCACCACAAACUUUGCCGCUGAUGACAGUAAUGUUAGUGCUUAUAAUUCCUUGGAAACAUUCUCUGAAUUCAGUGGCAAUUUCUGGACAGAGCCAUUUUUGGCAGAUAAUUCCUAUAUCCCAAGUGAAUUUCUCACACCCAUCACCGACCUCGAGAUUUUCUCUCCAUUGUUUGAUGGAAGUUCCUUGAGCUCUACUCAUGAGUAUUAUAUGGAACAUGAAGUCCUGUUUUGGUAACAGUUAUAUAUAUAUAUCCAUUCGCUUUUUAUGCAUGGAAAUAUUGUUAUAUAUAUAUAUAGUUCUAGUUUUUGAAUCUUUA
Ziziphus jujuba (common jujube) is the source of this 1040-nucleotide messenger RNA. RefSeq names its product transcription factor MYB13. The transcript has 3 exons. The record is from RefSeq and is a predicted model, not a curated record. Lineage: Eukaryota; Viridiplantae; Streptophyta; Magnoliopsida; Rosales; Rhamnaceae. Bases 137 to 958 code for a protein of 273 amino acids.